AUGUUUUCUGUAAGGCGUAUCCCCUCUGUCUCGCUGACACGGGUUUUCACUCAAAAUUCCAAUGCCAUCCAAAGGCGCUCGUUUGCCGCGUCAUCUAGAUGUCCUCGCCCAUCAUCUUUUACCAAUGCCGUAGUCUUCCAUCCAAGGUCAGAGCGGCGACAUGCCGUAGCCUCCAAGACUACUCGACGAAGCAUAUCAUCAACGUUCACGCCCCCGCCAUCUGCGCAGUCUGUUCUUCGGGAGGUACUUCAUGCCGACCGCCACGAUAAAUGGGGAUGGGUCAUCUACCGCUGUACCUACGACGACGACGAAGCCUGGUCCCGGUUCAAGCAGAUCGUCACCGAUAGGUCUCGAGAAGAGCUCAUGAAAUCAGAUGCACCGGAACUACUUGAUUCGCUCGAGUGGACUUUCGUCGAGGAUCGUGAGACCCUCGAGGGCGCUACCAAAGCUGAGCUUCGCCCGCGCUUCCUCGCAUGGGCCAAAGAUGCCUACAAGCUCGAACAACCACGCGCUCACGACACUGGUAAUUGCUUAUUAGAUUUUCCUCGGUACAACUAUUUCAUCCACAUGGACGAGCCUGCUUUGCGAAGCGUGGUUUAUGGGCAUCCCGAUGAUUAUUGGGAAGAGGGAUGGGUUAACCUUGUCAGGGCUUGUUGGAAGCCCCAGGGCCCGCCGGUAUAUACUGAGGAGGAAAUCGCUGCCCUCGAGGCCCCGGGCGGGGUUCAUGACGAAGACGAUGUGCAUGAUCCCAUUGAGGGCUGCACGGAGGAGGAUGUUGGAUGGAUGAGGAUGGUAUCAGGGAUGAUGCAUAGCGAGUUCUACGAGGCGAUAUACGGCUUUGAUAGCUGGUAUCCUUUUUAUCAGCGUCCGCCGGAAAUAGGGGUUGAGCCCAUCUUCGCCGGCGAGCAAAGUCGAGGAGGCAUUGCGCCUUCAAAUACAAUUUUUCCAGGUGGUGCCCACUCCCCCAAGACCGCCGCCGCUGCCGCCACCACCACCAUGGACCGCGACAAUGACCCACACGCCACGGCCUCCGACAUCAUCACCUACAUCGGUGUGCCCCUCGCCGUGCUCGGUGUGCUCCCCAUCCUCUACAACACCGUCGUGACGCUCGCCGCACUCUCCAAAAUCAAGCGCAUGCUCCGCCACAGCGAACUCAAGGCCCUCACGCGUAGCGACGUAGUCAACCGCGUCAUCGAGGUCGAGCUCCCCCGCUACGCAGUCACGCCCCUCGAUAGGUUAGAGCAGCGCGACGAGUACUGGACGCUGAGCCGACACCCGAGCAACAUCCCCGGCGGCUCGUGGACGACUUUUAACUGGAGGACGAACGCCAUCGGAAUUAAGACGCAGAGGGUCGAAUAUGCUGAUCAGUUGCGGCAGCCGCAGGUUGAUGUUGAUUUUGGCGAGUUGGUUUCGUACUUGCUGGAUUUGGGCGCCGUUCCGGAUCCGUAUGGUUGGAGGCUUUUGAAGACGACGGGGUUGUGGACGCCUGUUGGGUGUGCGCUUAUGAUGUCGCCGGAUGGGAAUCAUAAGGCGUUGACGGUUGCGCCGUUGGAUGAUUCGGAUGGGAACCUUUCUUUGGCGGUCCAUUGGUCUAGUUACUGGACGACGAGGAGUCAUAGUUCUUUACCUCCUUACUGGGUUAGGAUUCCCGCCCCACAGAUUGUGGCUCCUGAGCCUUCGGAAGGCGGCCAAGGAUCGUCGUCUGCGACGCUCUUGGAGCAGGAACAGGAACCCGCAUCCCCUUCCAAAUCGGUGAAAACCGGUGCUAAAUCCGUCAACGGCUCACUAUCCGACUCCCUCCAACAGGAAGCUGACGCCAACACACGCCGGGCCAUCUCCUGCCACAUCUCCACCCAUGGCCUCAUCACCGCCCUGCCCACCGACGAAUCGGGCAGCAUCAUCUCUGACGGUCUCUACAUCGACCACCUCCGCAUCACGCAGCUUUCGACCAAUGGCGUCUGGUUCGCCAGUGCCGUGACGGCCUUUGGCACCUCGGGACAGACGAUCCUCUGGAACUACAAGAUCCCUGACGAGAUCCUUUCCUUUUCACGCAAGGAUAGUGUUCCCUGCGGGGUCAUGGAGAUGCUUGGUGUGGUUACUGAUGAUGACACGCCGGAGUGGGCUACUAAGUAUGAUGACUCGAGUGUAAGGCUCGAGAUGCAAUGGAGGAAGGCCCAGGAGCGAAUGAGGCAGAUUACGGCGGAGAAUGCUAUGCCCCCCGCGCAACGGGCGCAAGCGAUGAGGGAAAGGGUACAAAAGGAGGGUAUGGACCAGCUGAACGAGAUGCGUGACCGGAUGCGGCUAGAAAAGCAACGACAAGAAACCCGCAUGGCCGAAGCAUUCCAGUCCCCCAAGUGGAACGCGACGCUAGUAGCUGAGCACAACCUCCGCUGGCUCAAGUCCAAGGGACACGUCAACGAGUUCCUCAGCAUCAAGGAGGCGGCCGGCACGAUACUCCACCGGAUGAUACUCGACGGGCAGUUCGCCAACUCGAUAUGCCGCAUCCUCGACAUGUGGAAGACGUGGACGGAUAACGCCGGCAUGCGGAAUUCAGAUUUCGAGGCGCUCAAGGAGGAGCAGGUGGUGUUUGCUCAGGCGACUUUGCUGGUUUCGGUGAUUAGGGAGACGGGUAAGGGGGAGACGCAGGUGUCGGUGGCGCUGGACUUGCAAGAGUGUUUGAGGUUAUGGAAGAAGGUGAGGUUGGGUUAG
This is a messenger RNA of Scedosporium apiospermum, 2709 nucleotides long. RefSeq lists its product as uncharacterized. The record is from RefSeq and is a predicted model, not a curated record. NCBI's taxonomy places the organism in Eukaryota, Fungi, Ascomycota, Sordariomycetes, Microascales, Microascaceae. Bases 1 to 2709 code for a protein of 902 amino acids. The transcript is spliced from 4 exons.